Molecule: messenger RNA, 4351 nt
Organism: Nyctereutes procyonoides (raccoon dog)
Lineage: Eukaryota; Metazoa; Chordata; Mammalia; Carnivora; Canidae
Gene: NPHS2
Product: NPHS2 stomatin family member, podocin
Exons: 8
Coding region: 15-1151 (378 amino acids)
Cellular component (GO): plasma membrane
Source: RefSeq, a predicted model, not a curated record
UCCGGCCCCCGGGGAUGGAGCGGGCGGCUCGCAGCUCCUCCCGAGAGGCCCGCGGGAGAGGCGGCGGGUCCCCCCGCCGGGAGAGCCAGAGCGCGAGGGCCGAGAGGGGCGGCGGAGGCCGUGGGCGCCGGGAUGCGGGGCGCGAGCGCGCGGGGAGCCGGGGGGAGCCCCCCGCGCCCGCAGCCACCGUGGUGGACGUGGAUGAGGUCCGGGGCUCGGGCGAGGAGGGCACCGAGGUGGUGGCGCUGCUGGAGGGCGAGCGGCCCGAGGACGGUACCAAGUCUUCAGGUUUAGGGGCCUGUGAGUGGCUUCUUGUCCUCACAUCCCUGCUCUUCAUUAUUGUGACCUUCCCUGUUUCCAUUUGGUUCUGCAUAAAGGUUGUACGGGAGUAUGAGAGAGUAAUAAUAUUUCGACUGGGACAUCUGCUUCCCGGAAGAGCUAAAGGUCCUGGCCUUUUUUUCUUUUUUCCCUGCCUUGAUACCUACCACAAGGUUGACCUUCGUCUCCAAACUUUGGAGAUACCCUUUCAUGAGGUUGUGACCAAAGACAUGUUUAUCAUGGAGAUAGAUGCCAUCUGCUACUACCGAAUGGAAAAUGCCACUCUUCUCCUAAGCAGUCUUGCUCAUGUGUCCAAAGCCAUCCAAUUUCUUAUGCAGACCACCAUGAAGCGUCUCCUAGCACAUCGAUCCCUCACUGAAAUUCUUCUAGAGAGGAAGAGCAUUGCCCAAGAUCUAAAGGUUGCCUUGGAUUCAGUGACCUGUAUUUGGGGAAUCAAAGUGGAGAGAACAGAAAUUAAGGAUGUAAGGCUGCCGGCAGGGCUUCAGCACUCACUGGCUGUGGAAGCCGAAGCACAGAGACAGGCCAAAGUGCGGGUGAUCGCUGCGGAAGGGGAGAAGGCCGCGUCCGAGGCCCUGAGAAGGGCGGCCGAGAUUCUGGCAGCCACCCCGGCCGCGGUCCAGCUGCGGUACCUGCACACCCUCCAGUCCCUGUCCACAGACAGACCUUCCACGGUGGUUUUGCCUUUGCCGUUUGACCUGCUGAAUUUCCUGUCCUCUCCUGGCAAUAGAACCCAAGGAAGUCUCCCCUUUCCCAGUCCUGCCAAACCCGUCGAGCCACCAAAUCCUAAAACGAAAGACUCUCCCAUGCUCUAGGAGGAGCCCGGGGUAAUGUGAUGGGGGUAGGGGUGGGGGUGCUGCCAGGGAACAGCCCCAUCUCUGAGGGAGGCUCUGUCCCCACUUCCUGCACUUCCUUUGGUUGCCACAUGGAAUGCCCUGGAAAGGCAGUCACAGCCCAGCCAGCUAUGGGAGGAGGCAGUGGGAUGAUGUAAUGACAGAGGAGCCAUAUAACAAGUUUAGGUGGACCAUUUUAAUCAGAGUAAUAUGGGAAGAGCGUUAGCCGACGUUCUACUUUGGAAAUAAUUUUGUGUCUCUAUAUGGCUAAAUUUUGACUUCCAAAGAUAUAGUUCAAAUGUCUUUUUUUUUUUUUUUUUUUUUUUACUGUACACCCUCUGGCCCCUUUGGCAAGGUCUUUCCUGCUCCUGUGGCCCUUUCUACAUGUCCCUUUUACUGUGCUCAUCACACUUCACUGUCAUCCUGUAGUUAAGAUGCUUACUCCUCUCCAGCUGUACUACAAACUCUUGGUCACUUGCCCCACCACCACCACCUCCACCACUCAACCUUGUGUGUACCACCCUAUGGUCUCCACAUCUAACCCACAUAUUGGCACCACAGAGGCACUUAAAUGUUCCUGAGCGGAUGAAAGAAAAUAAGAUGUACUUGGGCUGAAUAUAAAAAUUCACAUCUAAUUAAAAGAAUUUAAAAGGGAUUCUUUUUAUGGAGACUCCUUUUUAAAACGGAGAAAUAAAAGACAAAAACAUUUACCUGAUACAUGUUGCCUAAAAUCUGAAGGAGCAUCACUGGAAACAUGGGGCUGACAUAUUCUCAGUACAGUAUUAACCAGCUUGCUUAUUUCUCAAACAGUGGUGACAUUAUGUGAUCUAUAAGUGCCCUGGAGUAUUCUUUUCCAGUACAGAUAUUCUUUAAUAUAAAUAUAUUGUCUUACUUUUCCAUUAACUUCUCUUACACAAUUAGAAAUAUGUAUCUACAGAAAAAAAAUUAGCCAAGUAAAUAAGAAAGCCUCUUGAGGUAUAUAGCAAAUCCUCUAUAGACUUAAAAAAUCAAUAUUAUAAAAUCUUACUAACAUUAUAAAAAUACUACUAACAUCAUGUAUAUUACUAAAAUGCUACUUAUAAAGGGAAUUUCCAUAUUGCCAGUACAGAAAGAAAUGGUGGCAACUAUUUAGUGGUUGCUCUGUCCUACAAACUGCCUUUUUACUCUUUAUGUUAUUCAAAGAUAUUAUUUUAUAUUGGAGAUGUGUUCCUGCUAUCCCUAAAUGAGAACUUUAAGCAUUUUCUAUAAACACACCUGUAAAGGGUUUUUGUUUAUGAAUGUUAGUCCAUAAAUCCCUAUGGAGCAUUAUUUCAGAGAGAAAAUGUAUUCUGAGCUCCUAGGAAUGGACCUGGACACUUUUAUAGCAUUUUGUCUGUUAGGGACAGGCUGGUUGGCCACUAUGUUUAAGUAACAGAAACAAGGCCCAGAUCAAGGAUGCUUAACCUUUCCUGUUCCCUCUGGAUCACUUCCAUAUUCCUGCCCUCUCUGCCAAUCCUCCUGUUCUCCAACAACAAAAGACCAAAAAUUCUCUAGCAGUACGUGAUAAUAUAGUAGUAUUAUAUGAUGCCAUCCUAGGGCCGUGUCUGUCAUAUGUCUCUAAGCCUCUUCCUCACCUCCAUCCAAAGCUGGGGAAACCACACAUUCUAGCCCAAGCCUGCAAACCCUAGGGUGUUAGCCAAGCAGUGCAUCUUCCCAAGAUUAUGCAGAACUGUUAGAUUAUUUCAAAACCUACAUAUUCAUACAAUCAUGCCCAAUUCAUUUAUUAUGUUAACAAUUAGCUUAGGGCAGGCACCUGGGUCCUCAAGUGGUUGAGCACUUGUCUUUGGCUCAGGGCAUGAUCCCAGGGUCCUGGGAUCAAGUCCCGCAUCAAGCUCCCCAUAGGGAGCCUGCUUCUCCCUCUGCCUAUGUCUCUGUCUCUCUCUGUGUGUCUCUCAUAAAUAAAUUUUUUUUAAAUCAGCUUAUAUGGUUACUGUGUACUGAGAUGAUAACUUUGAGUUUUGUUUCAAAAGGCUAUUUCAUCCAUUUCUGAAAACAUUUCCAUAUCUCAAAAGAAGUUUUCCUCCCUACUCUCAAGGACCAUACAUGGUUGUGGGGGAGUGGCAGUGCUGAAAGCCAUAGGUUGAGAAGUCUUGGCUGGAGGCAAUGGAGACUCUGAAGCUAAAGGAGCAGGCAAAGCUUUGAACUACACAGAUGUGCUGAAAUACAAAAUAUGGAAUCCAAAAGGCUGUAAAAUCCAAGUAAGCCAAGAGCCGGUACCGAAAUCUGCCAGGGCCAGAGAGAGGAAAGAAAGCACUGAGGAGGCAGCAAUCGAUAGCCUGAGAAUUGAAGGAAAUUUCUGGGUCCUCUCCUAGAAUAUCUAACAGAUUAGGGUUUGCAAUUUAGUUUUGUGGGCCAGCCAGGGCUCCGUCAUUGAUGCUCCAGCCCAUUUAAAGGACAAAGGCAAUUGGAGCAUCCCUGAAGUGGGAAGUAUCUCUCAUUACCACCGUGUUGUCCCACACCCAUUCCGUUAUACUGGUUAUUGAAGUUAAGAUGGUAUCAAGGGUAGUUGGUCACUUUUCACCAUAUAUAGAUGGCUCCUGAUCUCAGGUUGGCAGAUGUUGGCAUAAAUAAUGAAGGAGGAGGUAGGGUCAUGCUGAUUCAGGCAUAGCCAGAGCCAGAACAGAACAAUUAAGAGUGAAUGCCAAGGUAAUAGGUAAUAAGACCCUUGAGAAUUCCAUGUAGCAUGGUUCCUUUUGUCAAAGGCAGAUUUACCUACGGGUCUGGGGAGUGCCUCGGGUAUCACCCACUGGUUGGUCUCCUCUGCUGUCUGGCUCAGUCAACAUUUAAAUUUUUCAUUAGCUUACCGGAGGGCACCUUCCAGGGCUGCUCAGGCAGCCUGUGAUAUCUUCAGCUAUUAAUUGGCUGUUGGGAUGGGAGUGUUUGAUGGGUGGGAAAUAUCAGGGCUAAGUUGCUAUGAAACUGUGAAUGGUCAAGGGAAACUCUUUAGAGACUAGUGAGGUGAGCUGAUAGUGCUAUCUGCAAGGUCCCCAGGGGUCUUCUCUUGACACCCAGGUGCUGCCUUCUAGCUGGUUACUGAUCUUGAAAUGAUGAGUGGAAGGCAAGUUGGACAGUACAAUCCAAAACUAAGAUAUGUACGAGGGAAGAGUUUUUCUUUUUCUUUUUUUUUUUUUUUUUUUUAUGAU